AUGGAAUCCGAUCAGAUUAAUAUUGACGCACAGAUAGAUUACGAUGCCGCUAUUCGGUAUUGGAGCGGGGUGGAGCCCUCUGUGGACGGCGUGCUGGGCGGUUUUGGAGAGUCCACGAGCGUGCCGAAGGCCGACGUGGUCGGUUCUAUGACCUUCAUCCGCAAACUGAAGUCGCGCUUCUCGACAGAGCCCGGGAAGAUCAGCUAUGGACUGGAUUUUGGUGCAGGCAUUGGACGAGUCACAAGAGACUUCCUGCACAAGGUCUGCGAGAAGGUGGACCUGCUGGAGCCUGUGAAACCAUUUGUCGACCAGAUGUACAGAGAGCUGGCUCCGCUGGCAGAACAGGGUAAGAUUGGCGAGAUCUACCAGAUCUCGAUGCAGGACUGGGUCCCACAGGAGCACGGCAAGUACUCUCUUCUGUGGUGCCAGUGGUGCUGCGGCCAUCUGCCAGACGAUGCGUUCCUCGUUUGGCUUGGUCGGUGCAAGGAUGCGCUGCAAGAGGACGGACUACUGGUAAUCAAAGAGAACAACGUUAACGGGGAUGAGGACGUGUACGACCCGGAGGACUCGAGCAAGACGCGCUCCGACAAGAAUUUCCGGCUGCUGUUCGAAAAGGCCGGCUGGAAGCUGAUAGCUACGGAUCUACAGAAAGGAGUGCCUAAAGAGCUGUAUCCGAUCAGAAUGUAUGCAUUAAAGAAAUAA
Ogataea angusta is the source of this 702-nucleotide messenger RNA. RefSeq lists its product as uncharacterized. The transcript has a single exon. Gene Ontology annotation, cellular component: cytoplasm. Gene Ontology annotation, biological process: N-terminal protein amino acid methylation. Gene Ontology annotation, molecular function: N-terminal protein N-methyltransferase activity. The coding region runs from base 1 to 702 and encodes 233 amino acids. NCBI's taxonomy places the organism in Eukaryota, Fungi, Ascomycota, Pichiomycetes, Pichiales, Pichiaceae. The record is from RefSeq and is a predicted model, not a curated record.